Messenger RNA from Styela clava, 2651 nucleotides. RefSeq names its product fatty acid hydroxylase domain-containing protein 2-like. Lineage: Eukaryota; Metazoa; Chordata; Ascidiacea; Stolidobranchia; Styelidae. The record is from RefSeq and is a predicted model, not a curated record. Gene Ontology annotation, biological process: lipid biosynthetic process. Gene Ontology annotation, molecular function: oxidoreductase activity; iron ion binding.
CAAUGUUGCACCAUGAGCCCCAUGUUAUUUAUGUUGUACGAUGUACAGUAGGCGCUCCGGGAGUAUUCGUACCAAGAUGACGCACAACCUGAACAGCCCUGACCUGGUACACAUACUAUGUUCAGGUCGUGCGCCAUCUUGGUACAAAUCCUUCGUGAGCACCCAAUAGUAUUCAAUGGUUAAAUCAGUUAUAUUAUUCAAUACAAAGUAGACCAUCGCACAUAGAUAUUUUAUAUUUUUGUCUUUUAGAGAUUUUACGCAUUGUGUUAUGAACACGUUUCAAGAAGAACAUUUUUGACGCGAGUUGUUGGAGAUGAGGUUUUGUAUUUGGGCUCUGGACAGGAAGAAGCGAAAAAUCAACCUUAAAUUUCAUUGGCACGAUUAGACACUAAUUUACAGGCGCUAAUUUACUGCCAACGCCGCUAAGAUUUAAAACAAAUUAAUGUUUGUGCGUGACGGCAUUCGUAUAUCUUCGAAAACAAACACGCUAUUUCCGGAAUAAUCUAUGCAUCAUCGAUAUGACGGAUAAAUGAGUACACAACGAAGUAAAGUAUUAGAUAUAAAUAGAAAGCAUAUAUAUAUAUAUAUAUCGUUUUUCAUUUAAUAUUGUUUGUAAUAGCAUUUUCUGAAUUCUAUUUCAAACUUGGGCUAAUUAUAUACAUGCCUAACAAAGUGUUCAUCUCCUUUUUCUUUGAUUAUACCCGAUAAUAUGAUUUAGACUGAGUUUAUGAAAUAUGCACCUGUAAGUUUGAAAGCAUCAUAAAAAUGACUACUACCUCAGAAGAACUGCAAACGUCGGUUCCAUACAAAUAGCGUUUUAGUGAGGCCAGGCGGACAAGUUUCAUUGUUUGUGAGUUGUGAUUGCCGUAUUGUGUUUCCAAAAAGUGUAACCUAAUGCAUAAUAUUUUUGCAUAACUUUGUUCUGAAAAUUAUUUGAAGGAGAUUUUAAUAUAGAAGACGGCAAAAAGCUUGCAAGGGAGUUGUAAAUUUUCUAUAAAAAGGGGAAAUUUUAGAUAUGAAUCUUAGUUUGAUAUCGCUGAUUACAGGUAUUCGUUAAGAUCCUGUUACGCUCAAGCAGUUAGGGGUGAUUACAUGAUGUGGUUAUCAGACACUGCGCGCGUUAUGCUAUGAGGCUUGAACACUAAUUCUUGCUAUUACUUAUCCUGAGAACGGUAGUCAAAACAUUCAUGCAACCAUUCUUUUUCGGGAUUUGUUAUUAGUAAGCCAGAACGCGUAAGCAAUCCCUGCAUUUGCUGUUUUGCAAAUAUUGUUUGCAAAAUAUAGUUGUGAUCCCGUUUAACCAUGUUUAUACAUGACCCACGCCUAGCAAACUAACAAUUACUAGCUUAAGUUUUCAUGAGUUCCAGUCAUGCGUACCUAGAUCUACAAUCUCGUUUUUCGUCGCGACCGAGUGCAUUUAGCAAUGAAAAUUGUAUGUAAAGUUUAAAAGGUUGGAACCAACAUGAAUUUUUCUGAUGCACAAAAUACAACAGGAUACUUAUGGAUAGAUUCGCGGAAAUUCUGCCGAAAUCAAUGGAAAAGUGUAUUAAACUGGAGCAGAGAAGAUGAAAUAACUAUUUAUUUUUGGAUUCCAGUUCUCCUCACUUCAGUACCUUAUUGGCUCUGUAAUUUACCACUUCUUGUUAUGGAUAUGACCGGAAAACCUUCAUUUCUUUAUCAGUUUAAAAUACAAGGAGAUCAACAUAAGAUCACCUGGAGUCAUCUAAAAAUUCUUUUCCCAGUUGUACUGUUGAAUCAACUUAUAACAAUUAUAACUCUUUAUGGGUUUUACUUGAUCUGCUUAUGGAAAGGUUCAAUAACUUGUCAGAUUGAAUUACCUACCUUAUUUUGUGGUAUUAUGGAAUUUGCAUCCUUUGUCGCUGUAGAAGAAAUAUUAUUUUAUUAUGGACAUAGAUUUUUACACGUUCCAAAAGUUUACAAACGAAUACAUAAAAUGCACCAUCAAUGGAAAGCGCCAUGUAGUAUGUCAACAUUUUACAGCCAUCCAGUGGAACACAUUAUUUCGACGAUGAUUCCAGCCUUAACAGGCCCCUUCAUAUUUGGAAGCCACAUAUUAGUUGCAUACAUCUGGUUUACAGUUAUUGUUCUCAACACAGUAAACGCUCACAGCGGAUAUCAUUUCCCUGUGAUCCAAUCAAGCGAAGCUCACGAUUAUCACCAUUUAAAAUUUAACGAAAUGUUCGGAGUGUUGGGAAUAUUGGAUCAUCUACAUAACACUGACACCAAGUUUCGGUUAUCCAUACAAUGCAAAAGAAAUCAGACAUUUUUCAGUCUCACGCCCAUCAGAAAACUAAUCCCGGACUUAAACUGCAAGAGGCCGAAGCAAGAAUAAUCAACUCGCAAUUGUGUUUCGGUGCAAAAAUCUUAUAGUUGGUGUAGUUUGUUGGUGGUUCGUUCAUGAUAGUAUCACAAGUGUAACAAGAGAAUAAUGCUCAAUUAUAUUGACAAGAAGGUCAAAUGACUAAUAUAAUAUAAAAUGUCAGUCAAAUUUUGAAAGUAUUAUACCGCGUAUCAUGAGAAAUUGGUGAAUAAAAAAAAAUCGGAAAAAUUGGGUGAAAAAUAUUGAGCCUAAUAAGACUUAUGUGCCUGAUAACGACGUCUUCUAUCGUUGAACUCUGAAAUCAUAAGUU